Messenger RNA from Thermochaetoides thermophila DSM 1495, 540 nucleotides. RefSeq lists its product as uncharacterized. NCBI's taxonomy places the organism in Eukaryota, Fungi, Ascomycota, Sordariomycetes, Sordariales, Chaetomiaceae. The record is from RefSeq and is a predicted model, not a curated record. The coding region runs from base 1 to 540 and encodes 179 amino acids. The transcript is spliced from 2 exons.
AUGAACCUUUUACUGACCCUCUUCCUUCUCUUCUACCUCCCCCUCUCAGGGACCUCAGCCCUUACCCUCCCCUCCCCUCAAUCCACAGACUCUAGCGGACCACCCCCGCAAACCUACCACUCCAACCGCUGGUGCGCCUGGUGUUACGGCUUCCCUGAUGCCCCAGACUCGCACCACUGCAACCUGAUCGGACAGACCCCGCAGAACCUAAGCACUGCCACAAACGGCAAGACUCCCUACCAACUCCUCUUGCUGAACCACGACUUCAGCCGCCUCUUGUGGGCAAGGACACGGCUGGGGGGGCUAGGGCAAGGCGUGAAUAUCACAAUUCCGGGAACAAAGAAUUUCAUGGCCAGGUUGGAGAUUGUGGUGAAGCAAGAUUCAAAAAAUUUAACGGGGUUACCUGAGAUUCAGAUCUUUGCGAACGGAACCUAUCGCGGCAAGCCUGACAGGAUGGAGUGGAAGCUCGAGUGGCCUCAGAACGAUAUCAUGACUUGGGGGACGUUCUUUAACUGCGAUCCCGCUUCGCAUGGGAUCUAG